This is a messenger RNA of Mucor velutinosus, 483 nucleotides long. RefSeq lists its product as uncharacterized. Lineage: Eukaryota; Fungi; Mucoromycota; Mucoromycetes; Mucorales; Mucoraceae. The transcript has 4 exons. The coding region runs from base 1 to 483 and encodes 160 amino acids. The record is from RefSeq and is a predicted model, not a curated record.
AUGUCCGAAAUCAUCAUCCGAGUUGGUAUUCUUAAUGCUAAAAACCUUGCUGCAGCUGAUAAGACUGGAUUCUCAGAUCCAUAUGUUGUAAUGCGAGUAAACCACAAAAAGUACAAGACCAAAGCCAUCAAACAGACAUUGGAUCCAGUGUGGGAUGCUCACUUUGACAUCAAAGUCUCUCCUAAAAAGACGCCUACUUUGUUGUCAUUCACCGUUUGGGACAAGGACACAUUUGGCAGAGAUUUCCUCGGCGAAGUGACAAUUCCAUUCAAGAACAUUUUUGAUAGAAACAACCAAGGUGUAUCAGACGGUGUACCUCGAAACUACAAGGAUCCCAGCAAUUACGAAGCCUACUUUCAGUUGGCAAAGAGGAGUGAAAAGAACAAUGUCUCGGGAGACCUUUGCCUAAAGUUUGGCAUACUGGAAGAUCACAUUGGAGAUGUCAAAAGAUAUGCUGAUGCUUGGGAGCUAUUGAAUCCUUAG